This is a messenger RNA of Bombyx mori (domestic silkworm), 2300 nucleotides long. RefSeq names its product dopamine D2-like receptor. NCBI's taxonomy places the organism in Eukaryota, Metazoa, Arthropoda, Insecta, Lepidoptera, Bombycidae. Gene Ontology annotation, molecular function: G protein-coupled receptor activity; dopamine neurotransmitter receptor activity, coupled via Gi/Go. The transcript is spliced from 9 exons. Gene Ontology annotation, biological process: adenylate cyclase-activating adrenergic receptor signaling pathway. The record is from RefSeq and is a predicted model, not a curated record. The coding region runs from base 517 to 2127 and encodes 536 amino acids. Gene Ontology annotation, cellular component: plasma membrane.
GCUCCGUUCAAGUCUAGCUCUGUUCUUGUUGGUGUUAGUUACUAAUGUAAUUUACGUGAUUUUAAUAUAACAUUUUGAGUAUUUUACUACUGUUUGUGUUUAGUGUGAAAUGAGUGAAUAAUAUAAUAAAAAUCUAAAAAAAAAUUAACGAAGACAAAAUCAGUGAUCGGACCUUACUAGAAUUCGAGAUAAAUAUUAAAAUGUUUGUGUACGUGCAAUAAAAACAUUGGUUGUUAUGAAAAGAUACAUUUCAGUUGAAAUCUUGUGUUGGAAUUGGUCGAUAUUACGACUUCUAUCACGGCUACUAUCGUCUGAUUGUCUCAAACACCAAACAUGUUUCACAAAAGCAUUUCAAUUUGCGAAUGUAUAGAAUCGAUUAACGAACCCAGAUACAGAAGAAAAGAGGAAAACCUAAUGGAAGAAAACCGCAUCAUAAAUGACUGUGUGGCAAGAUCUUCACCCAAACUUUGAUCUCGGGCUGACGUAACUCAAACAAGAGAGACCACCGAACGCGCCAUGGAGAUCUGCACUCGCCAAUGCCAGAACAACAGCCGGAUAAACUUCACGGAUGACGCGGAUUCAUUACGAAACCAGACUUUUACCGAAACAUUCAAUUCGAUUGACUCCGAAUUUAAAUCGAAUUCGAACAUAUACGAGGAGCCAUUCGUAGUAUACGAAACUAACUGUACUUUUGAAAAUGGAACGUGCAGUGACGUAGAGUACAAUGUCUGGGCGCUGUCGCUACUGGUUUUUCCAGUUCUGACGCUCUUUGGUAAUGUUUUGGUCAUACUUAGCGUGGCAAGGGAGAGGAGUCUGCAAACAGCCACAAACUACUUCAUUGUCAGUCUGGCGGUGGCCGAUCUGCUUGUGGCCGUCGUGGUAAUGCCGUUUGGCGUUUAUUAUUUGCUGAACGGCGUUUGGGGACUACCAGCCGUCGUCUGUGACUGCUACAUCGCGAUGGAUGUCACCUGCUCAACCUCAAGCAUAUUCAAUCUAGUCGCCAUAUCUGUGGAUAGGUACAUAGCUGUGACACAACCGAUAAAGUACGCGAAACAUAAGAGCAAUUGCAGAGUUUGGACCAUGAUCGGCAUCGCGUGGCUGGUCUCCGGAGCAAUAGGAUCUCCCGUGGUCUUAGGCCUUAAUAACACCCCCGAUAGAAGUCCACACCAGUGCCUGUUCAAUAACACUGACUACGUCAUUUAUUCUUCACUCGGCUCCUUCUAUAUUCCUUGCAUAAUCAUGAUGUUCCUGUAUUAUAAUAUUUUCAAGGCUAUAAGACAAAGAGCAAAAAAACAGAGGGUAGCGAAGAAGACCUCUGCCGCAAUCGGGUCAGCGCUCUCCAGCGGCACUGCAGCUGUAGUCAUUGAGAACAUGGCGCAAACUCAAAGGCUGACUGAAGCAUUACAAGACGAUAGACCGACUAACACCGCUUCGGGAAGCAACGAUGAAGUGGACGACGAGGAAGACAAAACGGAAAUGGGGCCGUAUGCCGAGGAACUGGUCAACACGAGGUCGGCGCGGUUCAUGUUGGCAGCUGUCGUCGAAGAAACCGGCCUAAUAAUGGCAAACCUCGCGUCACCGAUUCCAAUGGUGGACCCGAACACAAAUAAUGAUUCGGGAUACGCUCCAUCUAACAUCGACGGAGAAACCAAAGAGCAUACGCCACCAGCUUCUCCCACGCACAAGGAUGGCAAGAAGAUUCAGGAGGAUCAAACUAAGAAACCUGAACUAAGAAAGAAACUGAGCCGCCUCAGCAAUAGCUCCUUGAUCUCGACGCCGCGGAGGCGGUUUAGGAGCGCAGCUUCGGCUGCAAGAUUUACAAUCUUCAGGGCGAACAGAGCAGGGAAGCUAAGAGCCAAAUCAUUCGCCAAGAAAGAGAAGAAGGCAACGCAAACUUUAGCUAUUGUUUUAGGAGUCUUCUUAUUCUGCUGGGCACCAUUCUUCACGUGCUCCGUCCUGGACGCUCUCUGUACGAAAUUCGAUCUCCCUUUCUCCCCUGGAGUGACUGUCUUCAUUCUGACAACGUGGCUCGGGUACAUCAACUCGUUCCUCAACCCGGUCAUCUACACGAUCUUCAACCCGGAAUUCAGGAAGGCUUUCAGGAAGAUCCUGCAUUGCACCACCUAGCCCGGAGACUAUUAUAUAGUUUACGAGUAACGUUGGACUCAGUUGAGAAAGUUAUGUGUAAAAAUGUUAUGUGUUUUCAUUGAAAUUAAACUGUAAAUAAAUGUUAAUGUUAAUAGCAUAUAAGUAUUUGUAUAGGUGACGAAUCUAAAUAUAUAUAAAUAGUUAUAACUAAA